AUGUCGUUUUUCGGCUUCGAUGCUUCACGCCAUAAUCCGGCGGCGGCGGGCUUUUCUCAAGCCCAUAACCCUUUCGCCGGGUUGGCGAGCCACGACGACGAAGGCGACGCUCUGGAAUUCGAAGAUACGUAUGACGGCCUGGGCGAUCAGCUUGAUGAGAGCGGCGACGCCUUCAAUGACGAUACGUUUGGUGACACUGCCGAUCUGACCGCCGGGCCUUCUGGCAAUGAUUUCGAUUUCUUCGGCCAGACUGCCAAAGUUUCGAAUGCCAUUGAAGAAGAGCACGUCCGUUUCAACCGUCAAGCGCCUCCUGCCAAAGCUUCGCAGCCGGCACCUCAACCUUCAACGCAAGCUUUCGGUCAGCCGUCUGCAUCGACCACCCCAUCGUACGGUCAUGGGUCGCAACCAUCUUCGUCCAAGACGGUGCGGACAGGCUAUGAAAAGUACAGCAGCGAACCCGUCGGCGAGCUACAGGUUGAUCCGGCCCUCUGGGGCGUUGCCCCCAAAAAGCCCUCUCAGGCAACCCCCGCCGCCGCUCCUCCGCCGGCUACAUCUUCGGCGCCUCCGAGCCGAAAGGUGUUGAGUCUGGAGGAGGUGGAGGCUCAAAUUCGGGCUCAAGCAAAGAAAGCCGCGCAGUCCGCUCCAUCUCCUGCUCCUCAACCUGCUCCCCCUCCCUCUGCUCCCCAGUCUCAAGCAGCACCGCACGCACAGUAUCACAUAGCCUAUCAAUAUCCGCACCAUGUUCAACCUCAACUCCCUGCGCAAGCGGAUAUGUCUCGGGCCCAAGAGCCCUCAUUCCCUCCGGGAAAUGGACACCCUGUUACCAUCCUGCAAAGACCGCAAACCAAGCCCGCCUCUGCGCCUGGGCCGCCGGUUCAACAAGCAGUCCAGACGCGCCAGCAGCCGUCCGCACCCGUCCACCCGACCCAGAUCCUCCAGAACCCGAAUCGACUUUCCGGAGAUGCAGCUCGAAUCGGCGUCCCGCAGCACCCCACACCCCCGAUACCGAUGCCGGGCACUUACCCAUCGCACGCCCACCACCGACAUCAAAGCUCAUUCUCGCGGCAGCCGCACAUCAUUACUCACCCAUCGCAGCUUUCGCAGUUGACUGAGGAGGAGAAAGCUGCUUAUCUGGAGCAGGAGGCCAAGCGCGCGAAGCGUAAUCAUAAGAUAUUCCUCAUGUCUCGCGACAACGGCAUAAUGACACCCCAGGAUAAGAGCUUUGUCACCCGCAUUCAGCUUCAGCAGCUGGUGGCUGCAACCGGCAAUCCCAAUGAGCGCGGAACCGACGAAUCCCUUGCCGAGGACUUCUAUUACCAGGUCCACAGUCAGAUUCAGGGUGGCCAGCGGCAAAACCCCAACCAGCCGCUGAACAAUUUCGCGCAGACUUAUCUUUUCCAAACUGGGAGCCGCCAGGGAGGCCUGCGCCGCCACCACCGCGGACCCGAGAAUCACAUGCAGCGGAUGGAGCAGCAAGUGCAGCGUGCUGUCGAGGCGGCCAAGAACAAGCCCAAGAAUAAGCAGCUUGUCAUUGAGGGAAGCCUUGGCAAGAUCUCUUUCAGCAACGCCAAGACUCCCAAACCCUUGCUGAAUAUCAAACGCACGGAAAGCACCGGUGAAGCCCAUCGCCCCGGCAGUGCUCAUAAGCAGGUAUCCAGCGGCGUCGAUAGGAAGGGCGAGCUGCGCUCUAUCGAGCGUAUCUACACGACGCUUAUGAAAAUGGAGGAUCACGACCGGAUGAUGCCGCCUCCUCCCGCUACUGAUGCCGAUACUGAUGCGGUACAGAAGCUCGCCGCAUGGGGUAGCGAGGCGCAGACUUUGAACCGCAAGCUCUGGGACAGUCUUCGUAUCCAUGACCAUCCCGAUAAUGGGGGCGUGCACCCCUUCAUCGCGCUGCUUUCCUACAGCAAGGGCAAGAAGGCAAUGCAGCGCAUCUUCCGCCAUUUGACACAAGAGCAACGCACUACGAUCCUCACUCUGAUCGUUGUAAACCUGGACAAUCUGGAUGUUGUGCGAAAUGCCCAGGUGACGUCUGGCCAGAUACAGCUGAACGCGGCGAUGCGUGAAAAUGUCGAACUCUUCUCGGUUGCUGUCAUGUCGACUCUCUUCAACAUUCUCAACGAACUGGAUUUGGACCUUGUGGCCGGUGUGCUAGGCCUUGUCUGUUCUCGCAACGUUGAUGUUAUCGCCAAGAGCAGAGUUGGCGCGUCAAUGCUCACAAUGAUCCUGAGCCGCGCCGAGAUUAUCAAGCACGGCGGAGGCGGCAGUGAGCAGGCCUGGCGGUCAUGGGAUUUGACCUACACACAGUUUUUCGACCUGAUCGAGCCUACCCUUCCCCACAUCUUCCCGGGACCAGUUACCGCCAGCGACGAUAUUUACGUCUGGCAACUUCUGGCGGCCCUUGGCAUUGGCGCCGGCCCCGAUCAGCAGCAGAGGCUUGUUAUCGCCGUGAAGGACCGUGUCAUGGAUACGGUUGCCCUCUCAAAGAGCCUUCCCCAGGACCUCGCCGCCCAGCGUCUGCAAAACGUCAACCUUUUCAUGCGUUCGAUCGGUUUGGAUGUGGAACUGCUUCAGUGA
Molecule: messenger RNA, 2577 nt
Organism: Canariomyces notabilis
Lineage: Eukaryota; Fungi; Ascomycota; Sordariomycetes; Sordariales; Chaetomiaceae
Exons: 2
Coding region: 1-2577 (858 amino acids)
Biological process (GO): P-body assembly; deadenylation-dependent decapping of nuclear-transcribed mRNA
Cellular component (GO): P-body
Molecular function (GO): RNA binding
Source: RefSeq, a predicted model, not a curated record